GGCCGAAGCGGCGGCGUAUAUACGCCCCUGGAACCCCCAUAUAAACCAACUCACAGACGGCGAAGUUUCUGCACUCUUCUUCCUCCCUGUUCACAGCCCUCCAGCAGCAAGCAGCAGCAGCACUUGAUUAUUGUCAUCAUUUCUAGUGCUAAUGCCGGAGGAUAUUUCCACCGACCGCCCUCUCUUUGGCGGUGCUAUUUCCAGCACCUUCCCUGUCAGAUUCCAGGAUGUUAGCAAUAUUCGACAAGUUCCAGACCAUCAAGAAGUAUUCGCGGACCCAAGUCGAGAUGAAAGCUUGGUUUUCGAGCUACUAGAUUUGAAGCCUGAUAUCAACGACAAUGGAAGCGCCGUUUGGUUUCUUCAAGACCUCGCGAAUGAGCAAGACGCCCAAGGGUUUACUCUGGUUGACCAGUGGGUGGUUGAGGUUCCCAUUGGGGAUUCUUCAGCUCUUUUUACAACAGCGAUUGGGCAGAUGGGGAUUUCCAAAGGACGACAAGGAAGGGAAGCCCAGAAUGUUGUGCGGGUUUAUUUGGCCAAUCUUCGACUUAAGAAUGCUGGGACUGAUGUUCUCGUUGUGGCUCAUGAGCCCAUUUUGAUUAGCCCUUUGAGUGAAAGUGCUUCCGCUGUUGGCCCCGGCUUACUUCCUGCUGCGCAGUCUGGGUUCUUGCCCAUGUCUGAGGUUUUUAAGGUUGCUGUUUCUAGUUUCAAAGUCAAUGACUGGUCCCUAUUUGGUGGUUCUGGUAAUUGAAGCACAGGGAAGAUAUAGUUUUGGUACAUUUUUCAAUAUUUGGUUAUUUGGACUAGUUUAGUAGCUUUCUAAGUAACUUCAAUUUGAUGAGAUUAAAUCAAAUGCUAGUGUGUAAAUUAUUUUGUGCAAAUUUUUCUGAAGUAACCCUAAAGUCAUUGCGAAUGAUACCUAUGUCUCUCUUGUAUUUA
Messenger RNA from Populus trichocarpa (black cottonwood), 936 nucleotides. RefSeq lists its product as uncharacterized. Gene Ontology annotation, biological process: protein import into nucleus. Gene Ontology annotation, cellular component: nucleus. The record is from RefSeq and is a predicted model, not a curated record. NCBI's taxonomy places the organism in Eukaryota, Viridiplantae, Streptophyta, Magnoliopsida, Malpighiales, Salicaceae. Gene Ontology annotation, molecular function: small GTPase binding; guanyl-nucleotide exchange factor activity.